AUGGAGGUCAGGUACAACCAAGAGACAGAAGGGAUGGUGUUGAAGAAUGGACUAAAGGAGGGGAAAGAUGGCAAGGACUCCCAUGGCAGCUUGUCCAAAAGCUUCCUCAAGGAGCAGCAGGACUCCUUUUCCCCCUCUGGGACCGUGGACAACUGCGAGAAGAACAGGGGGAGCACAGGGGACCCAGACUACUGUCGGAGAAUACUAGUUCGAGAUGCUAAAGGCUCAAUUCGAGAGAUUAUCCUGCCGAAGGGUUUGGAUUUGGACCGGCCCAAGCGAACCCGCACCUCCUUCACCGCAGAGCAGCUCUACCGGUUAGAGAUGGAGUUUCAGAGGUGCCAGUAUGUCGUUGGGAGAGAGCGAACAGAACUAGCCCGCCAGCUCAAUCUGUCUGAAACUCAGGUAAAGGUUUGGUUCCAGAACCGGCGCACUAAGCAGAAGAAGGACCAGGGGAAAGACUCUGAGCUGCGUUCAGUGGUUUCAGAAACAGCAGCAACUUGCAGUGUCCUCAGACUGCUUGAGCAGGGCCGGCUGCUGACACCUUCUGGCCUGCCGGGCCUCCUGCCUCACUGCGGCAGCGGCACGCUGAGCUCUGCCCUGCGCCCUCCCUCCAUGGCCAUGGCCAGCAACGGCAGCAGUAGCAGCAGCAGCAGCAGCAGCAGCAGUGGCGGCAGCACUGGCACGGCGGGCAGCAGCCCUCCUCUACCCGCCGUCACCAGCUCAGGGACAGUGGCAGGCCUGCAGAGCUCACCGGCAGCUCACAGCCUCUUCAGCUUCCCCAUGCCCUCCUUACUCAGUGGUGUUGCCACCCGCAUUUCCUCCAACCCCCUGUCCAUGGCCGGCUCCCUGGCUGGCAACCUGCAGGAACUUUCUGCCCGCUACCUGAGCUCCUCUGCCUUCGAGCCUUACUCGCGGACCAAUGGCAAAGAAUCCAUGGACAAGAAAAUUCUGGAAUGA
This is a messenger RNA of Thunnus maccoyii (southern bluefin tuna), 957 nucleotides long. RefSeq names its product ventral anterior homeobox 1 (gene vax1). Gene Ontology annotation, molecular function: DNA-binding transcription factor activity, RNA polymerase II-specific; DNA binding. Gene Ontology annotation, biological process: central nervous system development; brain development; neuron differentiation. The transcript has 3 exons. Lineage: Eukaryota; Metazoa; Chordata; Actinopteri; Scombriformes; Scombridae. The record is from RefSeq and is a predicted model, not a curated record. Bases 1 to 957 code for a protein of 318 amino acids.